Molecule: messenger RNA, 2031 nt
Organism: Dromaius novaehollandiae (emu)
Lineage: Eukaryota; Metazoa; Chordata; Aves; Casuariiformes; Dromaiidae
Gene: FBXO46
Product: F-box protein 46
Exons: 2
Coding region: 83-1921 (612 amino acids)
Molecular function (GO): protein binding
Source: RefSeq, a predicted model, not a curated record
CUCUCUCUGGCCCCGCCCCUUCGGUGCCGGCCGCGCCGGAGCGGCGGGCCCCCCCCCGCAGCAGGCUCGCCGCCAUCCAUAUAUGGGCAUGCCCCGAACGCCGCCUUCUCAUUGGCUGCCGCCGCCAUGCAGGCGGCUGUCAACAAACGGCCGGCGCUGCCGGUGCCGCCGGCGGUUAAAAGGGCCGCGGCGACGCGUGGGGCGGGGUCCCACCGCCGGCUGUGGCCGCGGCCGCUUUAAGGGCGCGGCCCGCCCCGCCGCGGCCCGCGCCAGGGGGCGGAGCGCGCGCCGGAGCCGGAGCCGCGCGGCCGCCGUCGCUGCCCGGCCGGGGCGCUGCCCCGCGGUGCCGGUGCCGCCGCCGAUGGAGCCGGAGGCGGCGGCCGCGGUGCAGCUGUGGUGCCCGCGGCCCUUCGGCACCUUCUCGCAGAACCAGGCGCCGGGGGCCACGCGCCGCCCGCCCGCCGCCCCCAAAGCCCCCGCCGCCGCCGCCGAGAACACGCCGCCGCCGCCGCCGCCGGUGCCGCCGCCGCCGCCGCUCGACGAGGGCCGCGUGCUCCUCGACACCUGGUACGUCAUCAAGCCCGGCAACACCAAGGAGAAGAUCGCCUUCUUCGUGGCCCACCAGUGCGGCGGCGCCCGCGCCGGCACCAUGAAGGUGAAGGGCAACUGGGGCGGCGAGAGCUGCAAGGCCAAGCGGCGCCGGCGCUCGCGCGGCGAUGCCGACGCCGACGCCAACGCCAAGGCCGGGCCGGGCGGCCCGGUGCCGCGGGGCUCCGCCGAGCCGCCCGACCUGCUCUCGGUGGCCGAGCUGGUGGCGCUGGCGGAGCAGCGAGCGGCGCUGGCCCUGCAGCGGCCCCGCGCCGGGCCCGGGGCUCCCGUGGUGCUGGUGGCGGACGAGUGUCGCCGCGUGGCCGAGGCGGUGGCCCGCUUCGAGUCGCGCCAGCGUCCCCCCGGUGCCACCGGCGCCGUCACCACCGCCGCCGCCGCCGCCGAGCCGCGGCCCGGCGAGGUGCGCAUCGCCUUCCGCAUCUCCAGCGAGGCGCGCGCCGCCCCGCCGCCCGGCCUCGCCGCCAAGGACAAGAUCACCUGCGACCUCUACCAGCUGCUGAGCCCCGCGCGCGACGCGCUGCCCGCCGACGUGGAGCUGCUGCUGGCCACCGACGCCGAGGAGAAGACGCCGCCGCCAUCCUCCUCCUCCUCCUCCUCCUCCUCGGUGCGUGAUUGUGGCUUCCACGUGGACGUGGUGGUGACGGGGGCGGUGGACGAGUGCGUCUUCCUGGGCAAGGACAGCAGCAAGGCGGUGACGGAGGAGACGGUGUGCCUGGGCGCCGAGCCGCCGCCGCCGCCGCCGGGGCAGCUCUUCCUGCCGCCCCAGGAGGCCGCCGACAGCCCCGAGGCCACCGCCACCGUGUCACCGCCGCCACCGCCGCCACCGCCGGCGGACUCCUCGCUGUGCCGCCUGUACCGGCACGUCUCGCACGACUUCCUGGAGAUCCGCUUCAAGAUCCAGCGGCUGCUGGAGCCGCGGCAGUACAUGCUGCUGCUGCCCGAGCACGUCAUGGUGAAGAUCUUCAGCUACCUGCCCACGCGGGCGCUGGCCGCCCUCAAGUGCUCCUGCCACUACUUCAAGGCCAUCAUCGAGACCUUCGGCGUGCAGGCGGCCGACUCGCGCUGGAACCGCGACCCGCUCUACCGCGACGACCCCUGCAAGCAGUGCCGGAAGCGGUACGCGCGGGGCGACGUCUCGCUGUGCCGCUGGCACCCCAAGCCCUACCACCACGACCUGCCCUACGGCCGCUCCUACUGGCUCUGCUGCCGGCGGGGCGAGCGCGAGGCGCCCGGCUGCCGCCUCGGCCUCCACGACAAUAACUGGGUGCCGCCGGGUGCCCGGCCCGCCGCCCGCCGCCGCGACGGGCCCUGAGGCGCUGCGGGGACGCGGGGCCGGGGGGGGGGGGACGCGGCGGUGGCACGGGGGACGGCGCGGCGGGGAUGAAAAAAGAACGGAAAGGAAAAACGAGCGGCGGGUCGUCA